This is a messenger RNA of Musa acuminata AAA Group (dessert banana), 539 nucleotides long. RefSeq lists its product as uncharacterized. The transcript has a single exon. Lineage: Eukaryota; Viridiplantae; Streptophyta; Magnoliopsida; Zingiberales; Musaceae. The record is from RefSeq and is a predicted model, not a curated record. Bases 19 to 333 code for a protein of 104 amino acids.
CAUCUCUUCUCUCCCGCGAUGCCCGACUACGACCGGGGCCACAGGAUGGCGGUCUGGGCCCACCGCGCGCCGGCCGGCUCGGAGGCCGUGGCCGCCGCCGCCCGCGGACCGCCGCUGCGGCCCGGGAGGGGGAACGGUAGCCGGAUCGGGACCGGCAGUUCCUCCUCCUCCUCCUCGACGGGGGAGUCGUGGGCCGGCGACCCGGAGACGAGGCGGCGGAGAAGGGUGGCGGGGUACAACGCGUACGCCGCGGAGAGCAAGGUGAGGGCCUCCCUCCGUAACGGGCUCCGCUGGUUCAAGGCCCGCUGCUCCGCCCUCGUCUACGGACGGUGACGCGCCGCACCCUCCCGGAGUUCCAUCAAAGGACGUCACUGGUUUGUAACGUUUGUGAUGAACCAACGUCGUGUCCUUCUUCUAACCACAAACGAAUCAAAACAAACCCAAAAAAAAGGAGACUAAUUAUCACCUGCCGGUGGCUGUUAAUGUUCCUCAACCUCUGUGUUGACUUCUCCUCUCUCAUAUAUUUCUUCGUAUUUGUC